This is a messenger RNA of Protopterus annectens (West African lungfish), 1214 nucleotides long. RefSeq names its product Ts translation elongation factor, mitochondrial (gene TSFM). Bases 119 to 1078 code for a protein of 319 amino acids. Gene Ontology annotation, cellular component: mitochondrial matrix. Gene Ontology annotation, biological process: mitochondrial translational elongation. The transcript is spliced from 6 exons. Gene Ontology annotation, molecular function: translation elongation factor activity; protein binding. The record is from RefSeq and is a predicted model, not a curated record. NCBI's taxonomy places the organism in Eukaryota, Metazoa, Chordata, Ceratodontiformes, Protopteridae.
UCGCUUGUCGUGUCACACUCUCUGUCUUACUACGUACAUCCUUACGCAUGGUGUUCGGCAUGGCAGCUUCCUGACAUUGUAGUAGUGUUAUUCAUUGGUCCGGCUUUCUGUUUUGACUAUGGCACAUUUUGCUCUCUUUGGAGUUAUUAGAGUAGGUAUAAGCAAGAUUUUUUCAAACCAUUCAGUCCGAUCACUUCAUUCCAGUGUCAGGCUUCUUGCUGCAGACAAAGACCUCCUUGUGCGAUUGAGGAAGAAGACUGGUUUCUCAUUUUCAAACUGCAAGAAGGCCUUGGAGAAGUUCAACAACAGUUUUAAAGAGGCUGAGGCAUGGCUCCAAGAACAGGCCCAGAAAGAAGGCUGGGCGAAGGCCUCUAAGCUUCAGAGUAGAAAAGCCAAACAAGGCUUAAUUGGAGUUCAUCAUGACGGAAACUCUGCAGUGAUGGUAGAGGUGAACUGUGAAACAGAUUUUGUUGCAAGGAAUGCCACUUUCCAGGAGCUGGUCAAGCAAACUGCACUUGCUGCCAUGGUGCAUCACAAGGAAAAAAGAGAGAAUCUAUCUGCGUAUUGCAAGGGUUUUCUAGGACCCAGUGAACUCUCACAACUGAAAUGCAGUAUUUCUGGAAAAUCUCUUCCUGACCAGCUAGCACUCACUGUUGGAAAACUCGGGGAGAAUAUGACUCUGAGACGAGCAGCUUGGGUACUAGCACCCUCAGAUUGCUACAUUGGAACGUAUGUGCAUGGAGCUUUACCUGAUGCGGCAGUUACUUCCCAUGCUACUGUGCUAUUUGGAAAAUAUGGUGCUUUAGUGAUCUGUCAACAGUCAGCAGAAAACUUAAGAACUAACCUGCAGGACAUUGGCCGCAAGCUUGGGCAGCAUGUGGUUGGGAUGGUCCCACUCUCUGUUGGUUCUCUUGAAGAUGAGCCUAGUGGAGAAUCUGAGACCAGAAUGCUUGCACAGUCAUUCCUGCUCGACCCUGGCAUCACUGUAGGGCAGUAUGUGCAAGUGAACAAUAUCACUGUGUUGGACUUUGUGCGGUUUGAGUGUGGUGAAGAAAUUGAUUCAGCUGAGGCAACGUGAAAGUGUACUGAAUGGAAUGGACUAUAUUCUGUAUGAAAGCCACUCUGUUUUGACUUGGCAGGCUUAGUGCAGUUGUUUUUUUUCUUAAAGUACUUGCCUAUGAAAACUGUAUUAAACAUCUCCAUCCUGCAUCAGA